CCUCCACAAAAAAGAUUAGUUAAUAGUAUUGGGCAGAAUGGGCAGCUUUAAAGGCUACAACGGGGUCGAAAAAGUUGCUCUAAUUUUGACAUGACAGCCUUGUUAAUGUAAAGGUGAUGGAAUUACGUACCAUACACUCCCUCUUUUUCCCCAAAAGUUUCUCACUAUUUUAUGCUUAAUAUCUCAUAUGCACCAAACCACUUAUAUUUUCAUCACGUUACCCUCCCAAAACAACACCUUACUUCCCCACCCUACCCUACAAAUUAACACCAUCACACCCUCUUACACUUACCCAAGAUGCCAACGUUUUCAGACACUCUAUUCUACUCACAACGUUAAUCUUUAAUUUUCUCACUACUCCAAACCAUUGUCUGCAACAACAACAACAACAACAACAUCCAAGAUUGCGACGAAAAACUGCAAUUUUUCACCUUGCUUUCAGUGCUGUUACAUCAUCCUCGGAGAUGAGAACAGGAAGCUGCGCCGUGCAACAGGGUCUAACCCCGGAAGCUGCAAGCAUAGUGAAGCAAGCGGUGACACUCGCGAAGCGUCGCGGGCACGCGCAGGUGACGCCGCUCCACGUUGCGAACACGAUGCUCUCGAUCACCAACGGCCUUCUACGAACCGCGUGUCUCCAAUCCCACUCUCACCCUCUUCAGUGCAAGGCCCUGGAGCUUUGCUUCAACGUUGCGCUCAAUCGCUUACCGGCUUCAACCUCUUCCAGCCCCAUGUUGCAAGGCUCUCACCACCACCACUCUCACGCCUGCCCCUCCAUCUCCAACGCUUUGGUUGCCGCCUUCAAACGCGCUCAGGCGCACCAACGACGUGGAUCCAUCGAGAAUCAACAACAGCCUCUUCUGGCAGUGAAAAUAGAACUGGAGCAACUCAUUAUCUCGAUCUUGGAUGACCCUAGCGUUAGCCGAGUCAUGAGGGAGGCUGGGUUCUCCAGCACCCAAGUGAAAAGCAACGUUGAACAAGCGGUUUCUCUGGAAAUAUGCUCUCAGAACAAUGGUAGUGGCAAUAACAGUAACAGUAACGGUAAUAGUAAUACUAAGACAAAGGAAAACAGUGGCAGUGGAGAGAAAGGGUUGGUGUUGGAUCCCAUUAGGGGUGAGGAUGUUGCUAGUGUUAUUGAGAAUUUGGCGAGUCAGAGAAAGAGAAGUGUUGUGAUUGUAGGAGAGUGUGUUACGAGUAUGGAGAGUGUGGUUAGAGGAGUGAUGGAAAAGGUUGAUAGAGGGGAUGCUGGUGAGUGUCUCAGGGGUGUGAAGUUUAUCCCUCUUUCUCUUUCUUCUUUUGGGAAUGUUUCGAGAGUGGAAGUUGAGCAAAAGAUUGAAGAGUUGAGAAAUCUUGUGAAGAGAAGUGAAGAACACAACAAAGGGUAUGUUUUGUAUCUGGGAGAUCUCAAAUGGGUGUUUGAUUACAGAAGUCGUGGAUCACAAGGGAGAGCGUGUUAUUGUCCCGUGGAUCACAUGGUGAUGGAGAUUGGGAAGCUUGUGAAUGGGUUUGAAGAAAAUGGUGGAAGGUUUCGGUUGAUGGGUGUUGCCACUUUUCAAGCUUACAUGAGAUGCAAAAAUGGCCAACCAUCGUUGGAGACUCUUUGGGAUCUUCAUCCCAUUACUAUCCCUGCCGGAACCUUGCGCUUGAGUCUCAUCACUGACAGUGGUGUAGAAAAUGAGGCCAUAAACAAGAAAGCUGACAAGAGAAGUAGCUGGCUCUUACUCGAAGGAGUGGAGGAUGAACACAAACAACAACCUUGUUUCGCGGAAGCUUCCACCAAGAAUGAGACCGAAAUUCGAAGCUUUCAAAGCAGUACUUGUAAUAGUGACUCCUCAACUUCAACCCUCCCUGCAUGGCUCCAACAGUACAAAAAUGAGAAUAAAGGAAUCACCUACAAUGAUCAGAAUUGUGUCCCAGUGGGAGAGCUUUGCAAAAAGUGGAACUCUAUGUGCAGUUCAAUCCAAAAGCAACCUUAUCCUUCGGACAAAACACUCACAUUAUCCUCAGUGUCACCCACUUCCUCAACCUCAGGUUUCUCAUACGAACAACAACAUUCGAAUUUGCACCAAACCCAUCACGAGUGGCAAGUGGGUUCACCCAAAGACUCAUUGAACAACCACCAUUUCUGGGUCUCAAACAAUGGAUGCAACAACCCCAAGGAACCAACUUUGCGAGUGUACAUUCCAGAGAACAAGGACAACAACACAAAGCAACCAUUCUCAUCUCCCAACCCUAACUCCGCUUCUUCCAGUGACGUCAUGGAAGUGGAGCACGUGAGCAGGUUCAAAGAGUUGAACUCGGAGAACUUGAAAACACUGUGCAAUGCUUUGGAGAAAAAGGUGUCGUGGCAGAAGGAUAUAAUACCGGAAAUUGCGAGCACCAUUUUGCAGUGUCGUUCUGGCAUGGUGAGAAGAAAAGGAAAAGUGAGAAACAGUGAAGAAGUGAAAGAAGAAACGUGGUUGGUGUUCCAAGGUGUUGAUGUGGAAGCUAAAGAGAAAAUAACAAGAGAAUUGGCUCGGCUUGUUUUUGGAUCCCACAACCACGUCGUUUCCAUAGCAUUGAGUAGUUUCGCGUCGACAAGAGCAGAUUCAACUGAGGAUUAUAGCAGGAACAAGAGAUCGAGAGAAGAAACAAGUUGCAGUUACAUAGAGAGGUUCGCAGAAGCAAUGAUGAACAACCCUCAUAGAGUGUUUCUUGUUGAAGAUAUAGAACAAGCGGAUUAUUGUUCUCAACUUGGUUUCAAAAGGGCCAUGGAGAGAGGAAGAGUUGCGGAUUCAAACGGUGAAGAGAUUGCACUUUGUGACGCAAUCAUCAUUCUGAGCUGUGAAAGUUUCAGUUCAAGAUCAAGGACUUGUUCUCCUUCGAUCAAACAAAAAUCGAUGUCUGAGGAAGAAAAGAUCAAUGGUGACAUUGGAACUUUGGAGGAGACAAGCCCUUGUGUUUCUUUGGAUUUGAAUAUUUCCAUUGAUGACGAGAACGAGGUUGAGGAUCGAUCGGUGGAUGAAAUUGGGCUUCUUGAAUCCGUGGACAGAAAGAUUAUAUUCAACUUUCAGGAAUUGUGAGGAGAAGAAUUUCAAAAAUAGCUAAUUUUUUUUUCUUUCUCUUUUGUAGUUUAGGCUUCUUUGAAUUCUCUUUAUUCAUCAUGUCUUUGUGUUCUUAGGCAUUUUCUAGGGCUAGGGGUGAAACAAAUUGCACGCCCUUUAAUAUUAUUAUGUAACUAGAUAUGUACAUUAUUAUUACCAAGCAUAUCCAACUAUCUUUCUUACAUUAUUUUAAGAA
This is a messenger RNA of Vigna unguiculata (cowpea), 3276 nucleotides long. RefSeq names its product Double Clp-N motif-containing P-loop nucleoside triphosphate hydrolases superfamily protein. Lineage: Eukaryota; Viridiplantae; Streptophyta; Magnoliopsida; Fabales; Fabaceae. The record is from RefSeq and is a predicted model, not a curated record.